Molecule: messenger RNA, 5366 nt
Organism: Anoplopoma fimbria (sablefish)
Lineage: Eukaryota; Metazoa; Chordata; Actinopteri; Perciformes; Anoplopomatidae
Gene: lratb.1
Product: lecithin retinol acyltransferase b, tandem duplicate 1
Exons: 20
Coding region: 87-2054 (655 amino acids)
Source: RefSeq, a predicted model, not a curated record
ACGGACCAGUGCACCUUGAACCGUCCGGCGGAUAACCCCGCGUCUUUUUCUUUUCUUUUCUCAUUAAUAAACACAUUUAAUUAAAUAUGUCGAGUUUCCCACACGUCCUCCGUCACGUGCCUCAGGCCUCCUGGCGGUUGUCGUGCGUCAGUCCGCGUUCAAACGUCAGGUUCUCGCACGUUAGCUCGUGUGCUAAUGCUAAUGCUAAUGCUAACUCCUCAGUAGGUCACCGGACCGGUUCCAGAUGCUACACACGGAUCGGCUGUGCAUCCGGGUUCUGGGGGGACACGGCCGCCUCAGUGCCUCAGCUGAUCUACGGUGGGAAGCUGGACUUCCUGGUGUUUGACUACCUCAGUGAGAUCACCAUGUCUCUGCUCACCGCCGCCAAGACCAAGACGCCCACUCUGGGUUACGCUCCAGAUUUCGUCCACUUCGCUCUCGCUCCGUUUAUUAACGACAUCCACAGGAAAGGUAUCCGUGUGGUCAGUAACGCAGGAGGAGUCAACCCUCUGGCCUGUGCCGAGGCCAUACAGGAAGUCAUUAAGAAGGCUGGCCUGGACCUCAAGGUCGCCGUGGUGACCGGCGAUGACCUCAUGCCCCAUAGAAGCAGCCUCUCUGAAGUAAAGAUGGCGGAUGAUGGCAGUAGCCAACGGUUACCUAAAACUCUCCACAGUAUGAACGCUUACCUCGGAGCUCUUCCUAUCCGGCGCUGUCUGGACCUCGGGGCCGACAUCGUGGUGACGGGUCGCUGUGUGGACAGCGCCGUGGCUCUGGCUCCGCUCAUGCACAGCUUUGGAUGGGAGAGGACGGACUACGACCUGCUGGCAGCGGGCAGUCUGGCAGGUCACCUGAUCGAGUGUGGAGCUCAGAGUACAGGUGGAGUCUUCACCGACUGGCACAAAGUUCCUGACUGGGAGAACAUGGGGUUCCCCGUGGUGGAGUGUUCCAGCGACGGCUCCUUCCUUCUCUCCAAACCGCCCAAAACCGGCGGCCUGGUCUCCUUCGGCACGGUGGCCGAGCAGCUGGUGUACGAGAUCGGCGACCCGCGGAGAUACCUGCUGCCCGACGUCACCUGUGACUUCAGCCAGGUGGUCAUCCAGGAAGUACCGGGUGUAGAUGGAGGUGCUGUCAGAGUGACGGGGGCUAGAGGCUCGGCUCCAUCACAUGACUACAAGGUGUGUGCAACCUACAUGGACGGUUACAGGGCGACUGCGGUUUGUCCGGUCGGCGGUCCGAGAGCUGCAGAGAAGGCCAGAAGAACCGCAGACAGCAUCAUCAAACGGACCAAACGAAUGCUUCAGCAGUUAAAGAUGGAAGAUUUCAGCUCCGUCAAUGUCCAGAUCCUCGGAGCCGAAGACACCUACGGUCCCAACGCUCGCAGCAAGGGCUCCAGAGAGGCAGUGAUCUGGAUGGCUGCCCACCACAAACAGAAGAAAGCUCUGGAGAUCUUCUCCAGAGAAAUCGCUCCUGCAGGAACCGGCAUGGCUCCCGGACUGACCGGCAUCGUGGGCGGACGACCCAGAGUGUCUCCUGUCCUGAAGCCAUUUUUCUUCUUACAUCCCAAAUCUGAGCUGAAGGUGGACGUCCACGUUGGAGGAGAGCUGGUGGAGACUCUUGAAGAGGCGGGGCCAGACACACCUGAGCAGGAAGCCCCUCCCACCUCAGCACAGGACGAACCGGAUGCAGGACUGCCCAGUGGACCUCACAGCUACAGACUGGAGGAGCUAGCUUACACCAGGAGCGGAGACAAAGGGGACUCGGCUAACAUCGGAGUGAUAGCUCGUCACCCGCUCUUCUUCCCCUACCUGAAGAAACACCUGACUUCUUCUGUGGUGGAGGAAUACUUCUCCCACCUCAUUGAGCCGGGGACCAACAACGCCGUGACACGAUACACUCUGCCGGGGAUCCACGGCCUCAACUUCGUCCUGCAGAGUUCACUGGGAGGGGGAGGGGUGGCGUCUCUACGCAGCGACCCCCAGGGAAAAGCUUACGGUCAGAUGCUGCUGGACGUGAAGCUGAAAGGACUGCCGGACCUCAAAUCACUGGUGGACUGAAAGAGAGAGAGAGAGAGAGAGAGAGAGAGUUUUAACAACUAGAAAUUGAAAGUGAAAGUGAAGAAAACUCCCGGUGAGCCUUUAAAGGACAUUUUACCUCAACAGAAACACAUCAUGUGGAAAGAAAUGUCAUGUCCUCAAUCAAAACAAGGGAAAACCUGACAAAACACAACCUUACUGUAACAAUUAAAAGUGAGCUUCCAUGCAAAUACCUAAAAUCUCCAGAUAUUAACAUGUUGAAUAUAUUGUUAUUAAUUGUAGAAAUUAUGAACAGAAGUCGGAAAAUUAGACCUUAAUAAACCAGAAUUGUCCUUUUAAGGGGAAACACUACAGAUGAAUAGGGUAAAAAAAAAUUGAUAUAACAAUGAAACUUUGAAACACCAGUUGAUUACUAACAUUAAGACAAUUAUUUGUUCUAUUACAAGUUUUAUGAAAUGUUAUGUUUAAAUAUGCAAAUUAUGCAUUAUUUAAUAGUAACUUUUGGUGAAUUUAGGAGAAAUUUGCAUAUAGACACAGUACUAAAUUAAAGUUUUCUUUCCACCAGUCUGAAAUAAGAAGUCAAAAUCUCUAAACUGAGCAUGAAAAACAAUGUUUCUGCCUGUAGUUUCUCACCUUAAAUGCAAAUUCCAGCACAGCUUCCCCGUCUGUUCGUCAGAUAUAUGAAAUACAUGAUUUGUUAGGAGUGUAGGAAAACCCAGGAACAGUCCUUUAACAACAUGAACAUCCAGAGAUUCGAUUGUGAGCUCCAACGGCAGCCUGUGGAGAGAGUGUUUGUGGAUGAAUGGAACCAUUUUGGGGGGGGGUUUGCCACUCACGAUCUGGACCUGAGCUCCAGCUUCAGGGGAGCUGACCUCUGACCUCCUCGGGAAAAGGAGGAGCGGUGGUUUGGGUUUCCCUCGGAGUCAUCAGGCCUCAGGUCGGUCCCCCCCCUCCCACCUCGUUCACCUCAACGCGACCCGACUCCGAUGUUUCGCUGCCCCGCAGGAAUGUUCGUCUCCUUCCACACAAAAAAACAUCUCUCUUUCUUCCAGUCUGUUUAUCCAUAAUUGCAAACAGACUGUAGCUGCAGUCGAGUUUCUCCACAGCUUCCGUCGAGGCUGGAAACUCAUCUCGACCACCUCCUCUGAGUCACAUCGCCCUCUCCCAGUUUGCUCCAUCAAUGAAGAAGAAAUCCAACUCUUUUUAGAUUUUCCAACUCUUUCCUGGCGACCAUUUUUCAAUUUGACCUCUUUGGGACUUUGGAAAAUUGUGACUUCAGUAUCUUAUAUUUUGCUGUUGGAUCUGUGAGCCUCUGUGAAAUACAAGAAAGUAUUUCCUCAUUGAUUGCACCCAAACACAGAACAGAACCACAUCACACGGUCUGCCUUUGAACAACAACAGAACCAUGGUCCUCUAAACAGACGUACAAAGACAUUUACAUGCAAUAAAAACCCCCAAAAAUGACAACAACACAAAUCCUUCCAGACACGAAUUGAAAACAGAAGUUGCGUGAGUAUAAAUCAAACAAAUAAAAGGAAAAAAUAAUAAUCUAUAGCCUUCUCUGUGGGAGUUCAAAGACGACACAGACGUGGUCAGAUUUUUAUUAAGCGUAGUGUUAAAAUCAAGGCUGUAAAUUCCAGCUCAUUUCCUGUUUUCAUAAAACCCUCUGUCAUGUGGAAACUCACUCACAUCUUAAUGAUGAUGAUGAAGUUUGAAAGCAAAGCGUUCUGAUUCACAUCUGUCCACCAUAUUGCCCUCUCAUUUCCCAAAUCUCUGACGACGUGAUUCCCAAGAAAUAUCUGAGACUGCGUUAAUUAGUUGGAGAAAACACUCACUCAUUGUGGAAGUAGUAGACUUAUGGUUUGCUACCGAGAGGUUUGAGUCCAGAUUAUAUGAUUCACAUAACUGUUUGUACACUUUUGAUAAUAAUAGAGGUUCUUUACUGAUAGAUAAGUAACACAUUAUUCUGCAGUGUGUAUUGACAUUUCAACUAAACAUUAACUGAUGAAUUCUCAGUUAAAUAACAGGAAAAUGAUCCAAAAUGUUCUCCUUUGGUGAAAAAGCAAUGGUCCUAGGAUUGAGCCCUGUGGAACACCAGAGAGCGUUUCUUCAAUUUAGCAGAUUGAAAAACAAACAACAGAAACAUAAAGGGUCCACAUAUUUUAAGUUGAAGCAGUUCAGGGUCUUUGGAUAAAUCUGGUUAAACUCUGUGAUCAACCAAGGAAAAGGGCUUGUAUUCCUUUGGUAUUCAGGAAACUCAAAACCAUAAAUGUUUGGGCCAAAUUUCAUGGUAAUCUAUGCAGGAUCUGUUUAAAUAUUUCACUCCGAACCAAAAUGUUCUCCUUUGGUGAAAAAGCAAUGGUCCAAGCAUUGAGCCCUGUGGAACACCAGAGAGUUUUUCUUCAUUAUAGCAGAUUUAAAAGCAAACACCAGAAACAUAAACGGUGACUUUGACCAUGAAUGUCCGUCCCAAAUGUCAUGGUGUUCCAUCCAGUAGUUCUUUAGAUAUUUCAGUAAAAUUACUGCCUUUGUCAAGGGAGUCUGGUAUCCUUGAAUGAAGCAUAGAUGACAACUUCAGUCCCUAUCAGAAAGAACAGUCUGACAGUCAACUCCUCUCCAAAACAUCAGAACUAUACCUUUAAAUCAACCAAUAGAGACAACAACAAUUUCCAAUCUAAGAAAACCAGUUCUCACACUUACAAAAUAAGUUGUAAAAGUCUAUCAGUGAUGAAGCAUGUGAGAAAACAGAAAAGCUAUUUUCAUUCAUAAAAAUUAAACUUUUCAACUUACAGCAGUUUUCCAGCAUCAACACCACUUCCUUUAGCUCACCAGCUGCCAAAUACUGAGCAAACAUUGUGGGUUUGUUUUAAAAAAAAGUCAGAAAACAACCAUUUAUUAUUUUAUAAGAACUUUUUUAUGGACAAAAAAAAGUUUACAGGACGUUUAAACUCUCAUAUUUCUCUCCACUCGAAGCCUUAACAUGAAACCACGAGUGCUUUUUGUAUCACUGUGUUGAUUUUAUUUACCACUUCAGCUUUAACAUCUUCUCACUUCUUUCUUUUUGUCCUUUUUUGGAGACAUUUCUCAAGCUUGAAAGACCCCUCAGUGUUUUGAAAUCACAGAUGAUUGUAACUGAAGAUCUUAGAUGAUUUGUGAUGAAUGUAAAUGAUCACUUCUGUAGAUUUUUGUUUUCUUUUUAAUUAUAGAAGUUUGAUUUUUAUGCUUGGAUUUAAAAAACAACAACACGAAAUGCAUUUAAGAGUGAGUUGACUUUGUAUGAUUUUGUAGAUACUAAACCGAAGAGAUUGAUUAAACAUAUUUUUAUGAGCAUCA